Molecule: messenger RNA, 1623 nt
Organism: Yamadazyma jaroonii
Lineage: Eukaryota; Fungi; Ascomycota; Pichiomycetes; Serinales; Debaryomycetaceae
Source: the annotation of a GenBank genome assembly
AUGGAUAAACAACAGGAAUUAGGUGGAGCACAAGCUCUAUUAGAAUUGGGGAGUAAGGUAAAAGGUGAUGCCAACGAUGAAUCUGAUAAGGUGAGAGAUCCAAAAGCUGAUGAGUCUAUGAAUGACAAUGAAAAUCACACUCAAGAAUCUAAUGAACAUGAAUCACAUCCCACAGAUCAUGAUGAGUAUGAUUCCAAAGCUACUAAUCAGCAAAUUAAUGAUGCUGUAGAAGCUGCCGUGAUGAAGUAUGUCGGUGGUAAUUUAGACGAAGAUAGUCCUCGUAAGAAACGGAAGACAACUGAUGAUUUUUCCAAUUUGGGAGACUUCCAAAAUUGGAAUUUCUUAGAAGAAGAAGAGGAAGAUCAAAGAAAGAAGAAAAGACAGAAUAAUCAUGAAAUUGAUCCUGAAUUAUCGAAUUUAAGUGAACAUGAUCCUUUGAGAGCUGCAAUUUUAGAAACAAGAGAAUUUGCUAAAAAUUUAGGUGCUCCCUAUACAGCUAGUCAAAUCCAGCAAGUUAUAAAUUCUUUACACAAUCAACAGCCAACAUCAGCAGCAUCUACUAAUCAAACCUAUCAACAGUUACAAGCUAACGAAAUUUCAAACCUUCAAAAGAAAUUUCAAAAGACUAGUGAACCAAUUGGUAAUGAGUUUCCUAAUGGAUUCCAACAUAUAACAUCCAUUGAACAAUUAGCUGAUGAAGCUGCUAAGAUUACUAUGAAUUGGUACAAGACUGUUCCAGAAACCAAAGGGCCAAGACCUUUUUCCAAGGAAGAAUCACAAGCGAUUGAAUUCUUCAUCAAUGGUUAUGGAUAUUUAUUCAGAAUGGAUAGAAAGGAAGUUUGUAAUAGAAUUUGGACUCCAGAAAGGAAGAAAGAUAAUUUCUGGGAAUAUCUCACCAAGGUAGUUCCUUACAGAUCAAGAGCAUCUACUUAUAAACAUGUUAGAAGACAAUAUCAUCCAUUUGAUGUUAGAGGUAAAUGGACUCAAGAAGAAGAUGAAAAGUUAAGGCAAUUAUCUUUAACUAAACAAAGUAAUUGGAAAGAAAUUGGUGGAAUCAUGGGUAGGAUGCCAGAAGAUUGUCGUGAUAGAUGGAGAAAUUAUCUCAAAUGUGGAGUUAAUAGAGUUGAAAAUAAAUGGAGUGCCGAAGAAGAAAAUAAAUUGAAACAAGUUGUCACCGAUAUGUUAACCAAACAAAAAGUGACAGCCAUUAAUUGGACAUUGGUAAGUGAGGCCAUGGAUGGCACUAGAUCAAGAAUUCAAUGUAGGUAUAAAUGGAAUAAGUUAAUUAAAAGAGAAUCCGUCAACAGAUCAUCGUUUAUGGAUGAUAAUACUAAAUUAUGGUUAUUUGAAACCAUGAAGAAAUUGAACUAUGACAAUUUGAGUGAUGUAGAUUGGAAUUUGAUUUCUAAAUUAUAUGACGAUGAAUUUAAAAUUCAACCUUCAAAUUGGUUGCCAACAGAUUUUCAAUUUGGUUUUGAUAAAUUCAAGACAAUUGUUAAAGAUUAUAAAAGAAUCACCUUAUCUGAACUUUUAGAAAAACUUAUUAAUGAAAUUUUAUCUCGUCAAAGGAGAGAUAAGAAUCCUGACGAUAAUAACGAUCGAGAAUAUUUAUGGAGACAAUAG